UUCUACGCGAGAAGCGUAUUCGUGCGGUCUAAAAACGACCAAAUGUUGCGUAAAGUGCGCACAGUAGGGUAUCAUUUCAGAUAAGAACUAAUAUUUUCGAAGUUACGGACGCGCGAGUUUCGACCGCCAACCCUAUUGUAUUUAAUCACACUCAAUUCUGCUCAAUUGGAUUUCACCGAUUCGGCAACAAGCUGUCUUCGUGAACUGGUUGUAGCCGGCAGUAUCGACGGCGUUAUCAACGACGACCGAAAGGUGCCCGCUGUCGCGGUGUAGAUGCACCAGUUCCCAUUCAGUUGUUGAGGCAACGAGGUGUAUUAGAACGUAAUGUUUGGGCUGUACGUGGCCCUUGCGGUGCUGGCGAUAUGCCUGUACUUUAAAUGGAGACUAAGUUAUUGGCACCGAGUGGGAAAUGUUGCCGGUCCGAAGCCACUCCCGAUGUUCGGAAAUCUCCUGGAACAGUUCACCGGCCAGAAACACUUUGGGGAAAUCUUCGAGGAGAUGUACCGGUCGUUUCCGCAGGCCAGCUGGGUCGGAUUCUACAAGAUGGCCAACCAACCGGCGAUCGUCGUGCGUGAUCUUGACCUUGUGCGUGAUGUGCUGGUGAGCAACUUUUCUUCGUUCAACGAAAAUGAUUUCCAUGUCGAUGAAACGGUCGAUCCACUGGUGGCGUUCAAUCCGUUUGCCCAAUCUGGUGAACGGUGGAGGGAACGGCGCGGUCAAAUGAGCACGAUCUUUACGAGCAAUCGAAUUCGGCCAACAUUUCCGCUGGUCCAGCUGGUAGCUGAUGAUUUUGUGCAAUACAUCGACACCACACGAAAGACCAAUAGUCAUUUCGAGGCGAAGGAUAUUUGUGCCAAGUAUACAGUUAAUGUUGUGGCAAGUGUUGCCUUUGGACUAGAUGCAGAAUCAUUCACGAACCCUGAUGCAGAGUUUCCACGCAUGGGUAAUGCCUUGUUUACUCCUACAUGGAAGACUGCAAUCCGAUCGCAUUUGGCUUUAUUUGCUCCAGGUUUGGCGAAGCUCCUGCGCGUGGGAUUUGUACCCCAAUAUGUUGAUCAAUGGUUCCGUAACAUGGUCAAAGAGGUGAUUCGUCAGCGAAAAGAUUGCAAACGGCAAGAUCUGUUUCAAGCCCUAUAUGAUAAUCUGUCCGAAAAUGGAACAAUUGAUGUUAACGAAAACCAAGUGGUUGGUCAUUCGGUUACGUUCCUUACGGAAGGAUUCGAAACCUCCAGUACUAUGAUGAGCUAUUUACUCUACGAACUUGCAGUAAACCCCACGAUUCAAGACCGCAUUGUGGAAGAGCUAAGAUCGGUUCUUAAAGAAACCGAUGGUAAAUUAACGGAACCAAGUCUGCACAAGCUGGUGUACAUGGAGGCUGCAAUGAUGGAAACCCUUCGCAUGCACAGUCCUGUGUUUACGUUGCCACGUGUUUGCACGAAGGACUUCCAACUUCCUCCUCAAUUUCCCAAUGAAACGAAGCAAGUUACCAUACAGCGUGGUACGUCAGUCGUGAUACCAGUUUUUGCGAUCCACUACGAUCCCGAAAUCUAUCCAAAGCCGAACGUCUUUGAUCCGGAUCGUUUUCUGGAAGAGAAUCGCAAAACGCGCCACCGAUACUCAUUCCUCGGAUUCGGGGAAGGACCUCGUAUAUGCGUGGGCAUGAAAUUUGCAUUGCAUCAAAGCAAGAUUGGAAUUGCAACACUCCUUAAGAACUAUCGUGUCAAGCUGUCGCCGAAGCAGGAGCUGCCUCUAGAGUUUGCCAGAAAUUCCUUCCUGCUCCAAUCGAAGUCGGGCAUUUGGCUUAACUUUGAAGACAGAAAGUAGACGGUACAUCCUGCUUCACAAAAUAUGAUUUUACGCACCCGUUGUCGUAGUUAAUAGUGCACUUCUAAUGUUUCAAGUAGUAACUUGUUGACAAAUAAUAAAAUCCUUACGAAAUGAUUUC
Molecule: messenger RNA, 1945 nt
Organism: Anopheles coustani
Lineage: Eukaryota; Metazoa; Arthropoda; Insecta; Diptera; Culicidae
Product: probable cytochrome P450 308a1
Exons: 5
Coding region: 325-1824 (499 amino acids)
Molecular function (GO): heme binding; monooxygenase activity; oxidoreductase activity, acting on paired donors, with incorporation or reduction of molecular oxygen
Source: RefSeq, a predicted model, not a curated record